AACGAUUUGACAGUUCCUUUGCACUUGCAGGUUAUUCAUAUAUAAAAAGCUGUAUAUAAACUUUUGGCAUUAGUUUGUUGUAUAGUGUGUAUGGAGUGUGGUGCUUUAAGCUUCUAAAAACUGAAUCAUGUGUGGAAUAUUUGCAUACCUGAACUACUUAACCCCAAAGAAAAGGUUAGAGAUCUUGGAAUUGCUGGUCAACGGUCUAAAACGAUUGGAAUACAGGGGCUAUGACUCUGCAGGCAUCGCGGUGGAUUCUUCAGAUGAGACGGCCAUCGCCCUCAUCAAGCAAUGCGGCAAGGUCGCCGUACUAGAAGAGGCGAUUAAACAUGUUGCAGAGAAGCUAAAUUUCGACGCGUUAUUGGAAACGCACUGCGGCAUCGCACACACCCGUUGGGCGACUCACGGAGUCCCCAACGAGAUCAACUCCCACCCCCAACGUUCAGACGAACACAAUUCUUUCGUGGUUGUUCACAACGGAAUCGUUACCAACUACAAGGAGGUCAAGACGUUUCUAGAGCAGAAAGGGUUCCGGUUUGAAAGCGAAACCGAUACCGAGAUCAUUGCGAAACUGAUUUACCAUUUCUAUCAGAAACAUCCGAAUUUUUCGUUUAGAGAGCUUGUAGAGAAUGUGGUUCAGCAAUUGGAGGGAGCAUUCGCGCUUUGCUUCAAGUCCAAGUACUUCCCUGGCGAAUGCGUGGCGACAAGACGGGGUUCGCCCUUAUUGGUCGGUAUAAAGACCAAAACGAGACUAGCCACGGACCAUGUGCCCAUAUUAUACGGAAAGGACGAACCUCCAAUCUCACCAAAAGCCGAAACAGACCCAAAUCCAGAACACAGACCACACGGUCGGAACGAAUACCCCACUCUGCCCAGGACCGGUUCCACUUCUGAAUUUGAGCCCUUGGAAGACAAACAGGUGGAAUAUUUCUUUGCAUCUGACGCAUCUGCCAUUAUCGAGCACACCAACCGCGUUAUCUAUUUCGAGGACGACGAUGUGGCGGCUGUUAGAAACGGAGUCCUCAGUAUUCAUAGGGUUAGACGCGGCGGAGACGACCCUAACACUCGUGAAAUCACUACCCUGAAAAUGGAACUGCAGCAGAUCAUGAAAGGCAACUACGACUACUUUAUGCAAAAAGAGAUCUUUGAACAGCCCGAAUCGGUUGUCAACACCAUGAGGGGACGUGUCAACUUUGAAACGGGGACUGUUACUUUGGGCGGUAUCAAAGAACACAUCCCAGAAAUUAAACGAUGCAGAAGACUGAUGUUAAUCGGUUGUGGCACAAGCUACCACAGCGCUAUCGCUACCCGCCAAUUGCUCGAAGAGCUCACAGAAUUGCCCGUCAUGGUGGAAUUGGCCAGUGACUUUUUGGACAGAACGACACCCGUGUUUAGAGACGACGUCUGUUUCUUUAUCUCUCAGUCGGGCGAAACAGCCGACACCUUGAUGGCGCUGAGGUACUGCAAGCAACGCGGUGCCCUCAUAGUCGGAAUAACCAAUACCGUGGGAAGCUCAAUUUGUCGAGAGUCGCACUGUGGGGUCCACAUAAACGCCGGACCGGAGAUCGGUGUUGCUUCCACCAAAGCCUACACCAGUCAAUUCAUAUCUUUGGUUAUGUUCGCCUUGGUGAUGAGCGAGGAUAGAUUGUCGCUGCGUAAAAGGCGGGAAAAGAUCAUCGAGGGUCUGAGAAACUUGCAAGAGCAAAUUCGAAUCGUGCUCAAACUGGAUCAGAAAGUAAAUGCACUAGCCGAGGAGCUAUACAAUAAGAAGUCACUACUUAUUAUGGGCAGAGGAUUUAAUUUUGCCACUUGCUUGGAAGGAGCCUUGAAAGUCAAGGAGUUAACUUACAUGCACAGUGAAGGUAUCAUGGCAGGUGAACUUAAACACGGACCAUUGGCAUUGAUUGAUAACACCAUGCCGGUCAUGAUGAUCGUCAUGAGAGAUCCCGUUUACACCAAAUGCAUGAACGCGCUUCAGCAGGUCAAAUCACGUGACGGAGAUCCGAUUUUGAUAUGCGAAGAGGGGGACGCAGAGACGAUCGCGUUCGCCAGCCGCCAUCUGGAGAUACCCAAGACUGUCGAUUGUCUGCAAGGCAUUUUAACUGUCAUUCCCUUGCAACUGUUGUCAUUUCACAUCGCCGUCAAGCGCAAUUGCAACGUGGAUUGUCCGCGAAACUUGGCUAAAAGUGUGACCGUGGAAUAAAAUAUCACAGGCAGUGCAUGGAUGAUAUAUGAAAUCAGCACCAACAUUUUGUAUUUUUAAAAUAAGUGAUUGUGUAAAAUCUUCUCUAAAAGAUACCAAGAUGUUGCAAUACUGUAAUAGUGUGUGUAUAAAGUAUGCCACCCUUUUAAACCAUUAGGAACCAUGUUAACAUUUUAAGAAUGUGAUAAAUAUGUUUACUAAAUUUUUAGAUUAAAUUACUCAAUUUUCUUAAUUAUAUGAUGAAAAUUUGCACUCGAUAUCUUUAAUGAUUCAAAAAAUAAGAGUGGAAAAGGACUUCCUUUAUACACCUAUAUGAGUUUAUAACUGUUAGAAAUAUUAGCGGAGAGAAAGAUUGAUUACAUUGGUGUCUUUCAGAAAAGCGGUUUAUAUGGUUGAGGUGCAAUAUUAAUUAUUAACUUUAUUUUAAAGUAGUUAAUGAAGCUAAAUAUGAACAGCCAAACGCUCAUUAUCCGAAAUACUUGUUAAAUCCCAUUCCAAAAAUAAAGAUGACAUUGUUUUGGGUUUCUAUUGAGCUGUUUGUAUUAAAAAUGUUUUGUAUAUACAUAUUUUUAUAUUUGUAUUUGUUCUCGAUUUUUAUAUGUAAAAUCUGUUUAAAAUUAAAUAAAUAUAUAUUUUUAUCAUAUUAGUAUUGCAAA
Molecule: messenger RNA, 2859 nt
Organism: Cylas formicarius (sweet potato weevil)
Lineage: Eukaryota; Metazoa; Arthropoda; Insecta; Coleoptera; Brentidae
Product: glutamine--fructose-6-phosphate aminotransferase [isomerizing] 2-like
Exons: 12
Coding region: 128-2203 (691 amino acids)
Biological process (GO): protein N-linked glycosylation; UDP-N-acetylglucosamine metabolic process; fructose 6-phosphate metabolic process
Molecular function (GO): L-glutamine:D-fructose-6-phosphate transaminase (isomerizing) activity; carbohydrate derivative binding
Source: RefSeq, a predicted model, not a curated record